Molecule: messenger RNA, 1344 nt
Organism: Theileria annulata
Lineage: Eukaryota; Apicomplexa; Aconoidasida; Piroplasmida; Theileriidae
Exons: 2
Coding region: 1-1344 (447 amino acids)
Source: RefSeq, a predicted model, not a curated record
AUGGAUUUACAUAUCAUAGUUGAGGCCGUCCCUCAACUUGAAGAUAACAUAAUUCCAUCGAAGAAAAAAAUUUCAUUCCAGUCAAUACUGAAUAAAUUCCUGUUCUUUUUAUUAGGUUCUUCAGUAACGUGUUUGGGAUCUACAGGAAGAUUAACCUCUAAAGCAUUUGGAACAGCAGAUUUUAUCUCGGAUUGUUUCUCAGUGUACAUAUACUUAAAUCUGGCAGCGUUCCUUGUGGUCUUAUUAUUCAUUAAAUGCAGUUACAGAAAGGCAAUAAUAUCAGGAUGGCUCUGUUUAAUGCUACACGUUUCCUACAUAUUAAUUGUUCUUCUAAGUUCUGGAAAUUUAGCAAAAGGUUUAUACAUAUCAGUUUACGGAGGAAUCGCUAUUCUUGAAGCCUUCUUAAUUCAAUCUAAUUCAUUCGUCGUUUCUGAGUACUAUUCACCCUCUUUAUUCUCAAAUUUAUAUUCUGGAUACUAUGGAGGUCUAGGUAUUUUCUCUCUUAUUCAAACCAUUUUCCAAAGGGCUGUUGGAACUAACACCCCCAAACAAGCCAAGAUCUGUCUUCUCUUAACACAUGGAUCCUUUACCAUAAUUGUUUUUUGUGCAGUCAUUGCACAAUCAAUUAUUUACUUCAAGAACCGUGUUGAUUUAUCCCCUAUUUACGCCCCAACCAAAUCAUCCUGGGUUACAAAGAUCAAGGGGAUGUAUAGAGUAUUUCUUUCCCUGCCAAAGUACAGUUCUAGAUUUCUGGUCUUCAUAUUGUCAGAUUUAUGCAAAUGCGCAUUCUUCCAAGUGUUCAUUCCAUACAGAAUGCUUUUGAAUGACAGUCAACUUGCCAUAGUUUUCUUUGUCGACAACUUCUCAGAUAUAAUUGGAAGAUCUAUUGCAAGUUCAACCAACGAUACUGUCGUUACAAAAGGAACUGUGACAAAUCACCAGAAAUUUCUGUACAAGAGAGACCUACCUUAUCUGUUGAUACCAUGUUUUUCAUGGGUAAUUUGCUUCCUAGUCGUAUGGGGAACUUGGACCUUAAAAUCCAGGUUUCUCACUGAAUUCAUGACCAUUUUAUUCACGACACUCUUAGUUUGCUUUUCUAUGGGUUACUGCUCAACUAAAGGGGUCAACGGCUGCAUUCCCGUUCUUGAAUAUUACAAAAAUAUUGGAACUGGCGGGAAGAGUAGACUGGUUGACGAGAAGAAUUACAGCUAUGUAAAUGACUUGAACAACUUUUUGAUUAAGUUUCUAUGGAUGGUGUUUUUUAUCGUAGUUUAUUUCUUGGCUCAAAUUAUGGAAAGGUAUCAAGCAACUGAUCACUAUCAACAUCUGAAGACUUUAUUGUAA